GCAUCUUCACAAUCACCCGCACAUCACUCAUAACGACGACAACACCAUGGCGAAAAGACGCGCGCAAGAGCCCCUCGAGGAGGCGGUUCUGCAGACAUCCCCCGCAUCGAAGAAGCCCAAGGUUCAUGCCACGGUGGAAGACGACGUGCCAUCUCCCCCUCGGGCAUUCGCCAACGGAAAGGGUGCUCCCGAUGCAGACCACAAACAGCAUGCAGAGCUGGAAGAGGCGGAUGCGCUGGAUGGGGAAGAGGAGGAGGAUGAGAGGACUCCCACACAGCGACAGAGAGAGGCUGCAGACGGCUACCAGGACUUGUACCUCGACAGCAUCAACCGAUCCAUCCUCGACUUUGACUUUUUGCGGCAAUGCUCCAUCACGCUGUCCAACCAAAAUGUCUACGCCUGUCUGGUGUGUGGCAAGUACUUUUCGGGGCGAGGCGUAAAGACACCCGCCUACUUUCACGCGCUCGAGGUCGGACACCACGUGUACAUCAACAUGGAGACCAAGAAGGUCUAUGUGUUGCCGGAGGGAUAUGAGGUGAAGAGCAAGAGCCUGGACGACAUCAAGAUUGUCGUCGACCCGCGAUUCUCCCCGGAAGAGGUGAAGAAGCUGGACAAGCAACAGGAGCCUUCGUGGGACUUGACGAAUAGAAAAUACUAUCCCGGCUUCAUCGGGUUGAACAACAUCAAAGCAAACGAUUACCUGAAUGUCGUCGCGCAAGCCCUGGCACACGUCACACCUCUACGGAACUUUUUGAUGUUGGAGGAUCUCACCGCACGGCCGCAGCUACCCCAACAAUUCAGCGUUCUCGUCCGCAAGAUCUGGAACUCCAAGGCCUUCAAAAGUCACGUAUCGCCGCACGAACUCAUGCAGGAGAUUUCCAUGCGGAGCAACAAGAGGUUUACGUUGAGUGAACAAGCAGAUCCGGUGGAGUUUCUGAGCUGGUUCCUCAACAAUCUACAUCUUGCCCUCGGUGGGAGCAAAACCAAACCGCGGAGCUCAUUGAUCCAAAAGAUCUUUCAAGGUUCUCUCCGGGUGGAGUCACAGACCAUCACCGCGCGCGCCGAUGCAGGAGAUCGUUUGCGAUUCGAAGAUGCCGACGUCCACUCCCAAGCUUCCCCAUUCAUGAUCCUCACGCUCGACCUCCCGCCCGCUCCACUCUUCCAGGAUGAUGUGGAGAAGAAUAUCAUCCCACAGGUCCCGCUCACCACCAUCCUGCAAAAGUACAACGGUCUUACUGCACAAGAAAAGACCAAUACUCGCAUGCGCUACCGGCUGAUGCACCCUCUGCCACCCUACCUCAUCAUGCACAUCAAGCGCUUUCAGCCCAACAAGUUUCUGCAAUCCCAGCACAACCCGACAAUUGUUACAUUCAGCCCGCGCGCCCUUGACCUCGCGCCUUAUGUCGAGCCCAACACCCAGCUUCACCCGCCGGGGGAACCGCUCGUGUACGAUCUGGUGGCCAACAUUACAUACGAAGGCGUCAAGGUGCGAGACGAUUCGGUCGAGGGAGAGGCGGAGCGCAAGGUGUGGAAGGUGCAGAUGAAGGAGGGCGGAGACAGUCAGCAAUGGUGGGAGAUGCAGGACUUGUUUGUGGAAAAGGUGAAUGCGGAUCUGCUGAGUACAAAGGAGAGUUAUAUCAUGAUUUGGGAGCGGAGGAGAAGGGGCAAGGGCAAGUCGGUGGCGUAGGUGGAGUUCAGCCUCACGGCAUUGAAAGUGUGCGGGUGAUCGACACGUAGUGCUUACUCGGCAAGUCUGACACAGGCUACAGUCUGACAGUUAUUUACUCAGAUG
Molecule: messenger RNA, 1792 nt
Organism: Neohortaea acidophila
Lineage: Eukaryota; Fungi; Ascomycota; Dothideomycetes; Mycosphaerellales; Teratosphaeriaceae
Exons: 1
Coding region: 47-1687 (546 amino acids)
Biological process (GO): protein deubiquitination; spliceosomal complex assembly; mRNA processing
Molecular function (GO): cysteine-type deubiquitinase activity; zinc ion binding
Source: RefSeq, a predicted model, not a curated record